This is a messenger RNA of Saccostrea cuccullata (small rock oyster), 3468 nucleotides long. Its product is annotated as glycosylphosphatidylinositol anchor attachment 1 protein-like. Gene Ontology annotation, cellular component: GPI-anchor transamidase complex; membrane. The record is from RefSeq and is a predicted model, not a curated record. The transcript has 13 exons. Gene Ontology annotation, biological process: attachment of GPI anchor to protein. NCBI's taxonomy places the organism in Eukaryota, Metazoa, Mollusca, Bivalvia, Ostreida, Ostreidae. Bases 21 to 2036 code for a protein of 671 amino acids.
GGAUUUGGGUAAAGAACAUCAUGGGUUUGCUGACUGACCCUAAACGUCAGAAGAAGAUUGUGGAUGUUAUUUCCAAGUACAACAACAUACUGUGUGUGCUGUGCUAUGUUGCUGGAGUUACUGGCUUUCUGGCAUUGGCUUACCAGCCAUUCAAUGGAGCCACAUACUUCUCUGAAAAUGCUUUGUUACCUGGAUUGGUUACAACUGAAUUCUAUGCAGAGAUGAACUUGAAUGCUCUAGCAUCUGAGCUUAAAGAAGAGUUUAACAAGGACAAGAGGAAAGUUCCCAGAGAAUGGAUUUACAAUCACUUCAGAGAAAUAGGAUUAGACACUUAUAUACAGAAUUACUCUAUAAAAUAUCCACUGGACAUUGCAAAAGGACAGAACAUUCCAGGACAGAAUGUAUAUGGAAUCUUGCGAGCUAAGCGAGCGGCCAGCACAGAAGCCAUUGUCAUGUCUACCCCAAUGCGUCCCAAAGAUUCCGACCUCUCCUCCACCACGGGAGGGAUUGUACUGAUGAUGGCCAUGGCUCAGUACUUCAGAAGACAAACAUACUGGUCCAAGGACAUCAUUUUCCUGGUAUCUGACCAUGAGCAGAUAGGAUUGCAGGCUUGGCUGGAUGGCUAUCAUGACAUUAAGGCUGAUUAUAUAGUACCAAGUGAUGUGAUGGGGAGGAGUGGAGCUAUCCAAGCUGCCAUUAACCUGGAAAUUCCAGAUGGGAAUAUCCGCUAUUUUGAUGUCAAGAUUGAGGGCAUGAAUGGUCAGCUACCAAAUCUUGAUCUGUUUAAUCUUGUUGUAAGAAUCUGCAACCAGGAAGGAGUAGAUGUUACAUUUCACAGAAAUAAUGACCCAAUGGAUCCACAGACUCUAGAAGGUUACAUGCAGAGUGUGAAGACCAUGCUGGAGAUGAUGUGGUCCCAGGCAGCUGGCACCCCCUCAGGCAAUCAUGGACUCUUCCAUAAAUACCACAUAGAGGCUGUGACCUUGCAAGGAAUCAGGAGGAAGAACAGUAACUUUGCUUAUCCCCUGGAGAGAACAGGAAGAAUUCUGGAGGGAAUAUUUAGAAGUUUAAACAAUCUUUUAGAAAGAUUUCACCAAUCAUUCUUCUUCUACAUUCUCCCUGGCACCAGAAACUAUGUCUCUAUUGGAAUGUACAUGCCACUAUUUGGUUUGAUAUGUGCAGCAGGUCUCAUCAAAAUAUCCUUACUCAUGGCCAUUGCUAUUUGGGUGACACUAAAGAAGGAUAAGGAAUCUGAAGAAGAAGAAAAGAAGUCUGAGGAAGAGAAGAAGGAGGAAGAGGAAGAAGAGAGUGACCAGGCAGAGAGAGAGGCGAAGGCCCUGGAGAAGGAGGUGGAGGAACUGAGGAAGACAGUGAUGGAUGAGGCUGUAGAGGAGGAGGCCUCAUCUGAGGGGUUGAUCUCUAUCAUGCCUGUAAUAUUGAUCAGUGUGAUGAUGGGGGUGUUCUCUUACACUGGACCCGACCUUAUCACCAUGUCAGCCCCACCCUUCAGAAUCAAAAUGGAGGACAACAUCAGCUUUGGACUUAUGGCUCUGUACACAGCUUCUCUGAUGGUCCCUAGACUUAUAAGCAGGAAGCAGCCAGGAGCCAGUAAGAAGCUGAUUUUUGAUUGGAGGUUACUGAAGUGUGUCACUCUGCUCUUCCAAUCACUGGUUCUGUUCUCUAUUUCUUUGAUGAACAUUUCCCUGGCCUUCUUUCUAGCUGUUGUCCUUGUUCCCAUCACAGUUAUAGCUCAGCCAACAAAAAGCAGUCUACUGCGUUGGCUGCAGAAAGCUUUGCUUUUCUUAGUGUUCCCAGCUGUGUUACUAUUUAUAGCCUCAGUGAUAACAAGUUAUGGAGAAAAACACAAAGACUUCCUAGACUUCCUGGGCAAUUCCUGGAGUUUCAUGAAGACCAACAUAUUUCUCACAAUCAUCGACAAAUAUUUCUUCGGCAGCUGGAUGUUUGGUUUAUUUUCUUUCCUUAUGUUACCUAACUGGCUGAUGUUCUGGUGUAUAGUACACUGUAGUCUAGACUAAGAAAAAAGGUGAUCUCAAUUUGCUAUUUUUUUUUUUUGAAAUUGUGUGUUUGUACAUUCCCACCUUGAUAAUGAAGAUAAUUAAUUGUGUAUGAGGAAAGUAAAGUCAUGUGUAGUUGUAGUUUUUGUCCAAGACAGUUACAUGUGUAUAAAGAUGUUUAUGGACUUCUUUGAAAGUCGGAUGCAAAAUAUUUUCUUAGUAAGAGUGCUUUGAAUAGUUUUCUUAUUGUAAAAAUGGAAGAAGAGAGUGCUGUUUUUACAUAUGUUUAUAAUUUUUUGUGACAAAGAAUAUUGUCAUGAUUUUGUGUUAUUACGUAAUUGUUAGUCAGUUUGCAAGCAAUAUAUGUAUCUGAUAAAAAGAUUGAUCAUGUUUGUUUGACCAUCUUUCCACAUCAUUAACUUCAUGAUUCUGAUGUCAUUGUCUUUUUUUUUCAAAGUAUAAUCUUGCAAGUUCACUAGUACGUAAACCAGAGAUGUUAUAAAUAAUUCUAAUGUUGACCUUGGUCUUGACCUUGACAUUUUUGGAUUGAAUACUGUAAAAUCACAUAUUUUUGUGGGUUCAAAUUUUCAGGGUUUGAGAAAGAAUUAGGGGUUCAUGGGAAUUUUUUUUUGGUGGAUGAAAAAUUGUUGAGUGAUAAUAUUUUGCAUUUCAUGGUGGACAUAAAUUCAUGGGUCUCUUCAUACCUCAAAAACCACUGAAAUUAAACCCUCACGAAAAUUAGUGAUUUCACAGUACCUUAUUCUUUGUUGAGGAUGUGAUAUCAAUUUUUCGUUCCAGGUUACUGAAUCAUUAUACUUUGCUUUCUGGUCAUAUCUUCUUCAAAGAUAGUUUUUUUAAAUAUUCAGAAAAAAUAAUAUGAACAGAUCAUUAUUAUACAUGUGCAUUUUUAAAAAAUAGUUAGCCACUAUGAACAUUUUUACAAGUUUCAGAUACCUUAUAAGUAGAAUUUUUAGCGAGGAUUUAAUUUUGGCAUUAUUAGCAAUGGUGCUGAGAUCGCUAAAAUUGAAUAUCGCUAAAAAUUAAUUGCGUUUUAUUUGUAAUAGCUUCUUUAAUGUGCAUUUUAAAAUCGCUAAAAUAACAUCUCGCUAAAAAUAAAUUACCAGUUUUUAAGGACAAAUCCCUAAAUUUGUGUCUCGCUAAAAUUUCCACUUAUACGGUAUAUUUGAUUCUUUUUUUCGAUAUACAUGUACAAGUUCAUUGAGUUUGACUUUUGUACUUUCUUUUACAUGUCUGGAGAUUUGUAGUAAAUAUUUUGUGAGUGAUAUAUGGUAGGCAUGUUGUUUGUGAAACAGAGGUGUUUGAGUGAAUUUUUUUUUUAUAUCUGCUAGUAUCUUGUUUAGAACAAAGUUUUGUUCCUUGUGCAAUAAAUAAUCUCUUACAAAGCUGACUGAAGAACUUCACGGAAAUAAAUAGUAUAUUCAUAAAAUUUCAA